GGGCGGCCCGGAGCAUGCCCGCGCGGCCCCGCUGAAUGGCGCCUCCCGUGCGACCCCUAGCCCGGCCGCGGCCCCCGGGGAUGCCGCCGCGCGCGCUCCUGCUGCUGCUGCUUUUCUGCUCUGUCCCAGGAGUGUGGUGUUUUAGCGAACUGUUUUUUAUAAAAGAACCACAAGAUGUAACUGUCACAAGAAAGGACCCAGUCUUUUUAGAUUGCCAUGCUCAUGGAGAAGUUCCUAUUAAGGUCACAUGGCUGAAAAAUGGAGCAAAAGUGUCUGAAAAUAAACGGAUCCAGGUUCUUUCUAAUGGCUCUCUGUACAUCAGUGAGGUGGAAGGCAGGAGAGGAGAGCAGUCCGAUGAAGGAGUUUAUCAGUGCUUGGCAGUGAACAAAUACGGAGCCAUUCUCAGUCAGAAAGCCCAUCUCACCUUGUCAACUAUUUCUGCAUUUGAAGUUCAGCCAGUUUCCACUGAGGUCCACGAAGGUGGAGUCGCUAGAUUCACCUGCAAGAUUUCAUCAAACCCUCCCGCAGCUAUAACAUGGGAAUUCAACCGGACAACUCUGCCUAUCACUAUGGACAGGAUAACUGCCCUUCCCAUGGGAGUGUUGCAGAUCUAUGAGGUUGGCCUAAUGGAUGCUGGGAAUUAUCGGUGUGUUGCUGCUACUGUAGGUCACAGACGUAAAAGCAUGGAGGCCUCUCUGUCAGUGAUUCCAGCUAAGGAGUCUGAAUCCUUCUAUACACCCACCAUUGUAGCAGGUCCACAGAAUGUAACAGUGUCUCUUCAUCAGACUGUUGUUUUAGAAUGCAUGGCCACAGGAAACCCCAAACCAAUCAUUUCCUGGAGCCGUCUUGAUCACAAGUCCAUUGAUGUCUUUAAUACACGGGUACUUGGGAAUGGUAAUCUCAUGAUAUCUGACGUCAAACUGCAGCACGCCGGAGUGUAUGUUUGCAGGGCCACUACACCAGGCACCCGCAACUUUACAGUUGCCAUGGCAACUUUAACUGUGUUAGCUCCUCCUUCAUUUGUUGAAUGGCCGGAAAGCUUAACCAGACCUCGGGCUGGCACUGCCCGAUUUGUAUGUCAGGCAGAAGGAAUCCCCUCGCCCAAAAUGUCCUGGUUAAAAAAUGGAAGGAAGAUACAUUCAAAUGGGAGAAUUAAAAUGUACAACAGUAAAUUGGUAAUUAAUCAGAUCAUUCCUGAAGAUGAUGCUAUUUAUCAGUGCAUGGCUGAGAACAGCCAAGGAUCUAUUCUGUCGAGAGCCAGACUGACCGUCGUCAUGUCAGAAGACAGACCUAGUGCUCCCUGUAAUGUGCACGCUGAAACCAUGUCGAGCUCAGCCAUCCUUUUAGCCUGGGAGAGGCCACUGUACAACUCAGACAAGGUCAUUGCCUACUCUGUGCACUACAUGAAAGCGGAAGGUUUAAAUAAUGAAGAAUAUCAAGUAGUCCUGGGAAAUGACACAACUCAUUAUAUUAUUGAUGACUUAGAACCUGCCAGCAAUUAUACUUUCUACAUUGUGGCAUACAUGCCAAUGGGAGCCAGCCAGAUGUCCGACCAUGUGAUCCAGAAUACUCUUGAGGAUGUUCCCCUGAGACCUCCUGAAAUCAGUUUGACAAGCCGAAGUCCCACCGACAUUCUCAUCUCCUGGCUUCCGAUCCCAGCCAAGUACCGGCGGGGCCAAGUCUUGUUGUAUCGCUUGUCCUUCCGCCUAAGUACUGAGAACACCAUCCAAGUCCUGGAGCUCCCGGGGACCGCGCACGAGCACCUUCUGGAAGGCCUGAAGCCUGAUAGUGUCUACCUCGUCCGGAUUGCUGCUGCCACCCGCGUGGGGCUGGGAGAGUCAUCGGUGUGGACGUCACAUAAGACGCCCAGAGCUGCCAGUGUGAAAGCCCCUAAGUCUCCAGAACUGCAUUUGGAGCCUCUGAACUGCACCACCAUUUCUGUGAAAUGGCAGCAGGAUGCUGAGGACCCUGCGGCCAUUCAGGGCUACAAGCUGUUCUACAAAGAGGAAGGGCAGCAGGAGCACGGACCUAUUUUCUUAGACACUAACGACCUUCUCCACACACUCAGCGGCUUGGACCCCAGAAGAAAAUACCACGUGAGGCUGCUGGCUUACAAUAAUGUAGAAGAUGGCUACCAGGCGGACCAGACUGUCAGCACGCCAGGAUGUGUGUCCGUUCGUGAUCGCAUGGUCCCUCCUCCGCCACCACCCCACCAUCUCUAUGCGAAGGCUAACACCUCAUCUUCCAUCUUCCUGCACUGGAGGAGGCCUGCGUUCACCACCGCACAGGUCAUUAACUACACCGUCCGCUGUAACCCUGUGGGCCUGCAGAAUGCUUCCUUGGUUCUGUACCUGCAAACGUCAGAAACUCACAUGUUGGUUCAGGGUCUAGAACCAAACACCAAAUAUGAAUGUGCAGUGCGACUGCAUGUGGACCAGCUCUCCAGCCCCUGGAGUCCUGUUCUGCACCAUUCUACUCUUCCAGAAGCACCAAAAGGUCCACCUGUUGGAGUAAAAGUGACCCUGAUAGAAGAUGACACUGCCCUGGUUUCUUGGAAACCCCCUGCUGGCCCAGAGACAGUCGUGACACGCUAUACCAUCCUGUAUGCGUCCAGGAAGGCCUGGAUUGCUGGAGAAUGGCAGGUCCUACACCGAGAAGGGGCAAUAACAAUGGCUUUGCUAGAAAACUUGGUGGCAGGAAAUGUGUACAUCGUCAAGAUCUCUGCCUCCAACGAGGUGGGAGAAGGACCCUUUUCAAAUUCUGUGGAGCUGGCUGUGCUUCCUAAGGAAACUUCUGAGUCAAACCAGAGGCCCAAGCGUUUAGACUCUGCUGAUACCAAAGUUUAUUCAGGCUAUUACCAUCUGGACCAAAAGUCGAUGACGGGCAUUGCUGUAGGUGUAGGCAUCGCCUUGACCUGCAUCCUCAUCUGUGUUCUCAUCUUGAUUUACCGAAGUAAAGCCAGGAGAUCAGCCACUUCCAAGACUGUGCAGAAUGGAACUCAGCAGCUGUCUCGUGCCAGCGCCUCCUUAGCUAGCGGGAAUGAAGCCGGAAAGAACCUGGAAAGAGCUGUAGAAAAUGAGGAAUCCUUGCUGCCAGUGAUAAUGCCGAAUACCUUCAUUGACGCCAAGGGAGGAACUGACCUGAUAAUUAAUAGCUACGGUCCUAUAAUUAAAAAAAACACUAAGAAAAAAUGGCUUUUUUUCCAAGGCUCUAAGAAGAUGAAAAUAGAGCAGCCUCAAAGAAGAUUGACUCAAGCCACCUGCUUUUACCAGCCAGGCACAACUGUGUUGGUCAGUGACAGAGGUGCCCCUGGCUCCCCAGGCCAGACCACCAGCUUCCCAAGGCCUUUUGGUGUUGCUGCUGACACUGAGCAUUCAGCAAAUAGUGAAGGCAGCCAUGAGACUGGGGACUCUGGAAGGUUCUCCCAUGAGUCCAACGAUGAGAUACACCUGUCCUCUGUCAUAAGUACCACACCCCCGACCUCUCAUUCCCUCGAGGGCAGUGAUUCCUGUGGGGACCCUGGCAAGUGUGAAGAUCCUGCAGUGCCCUUGGGAGCUGAGCAGACCUCCUCGGCAGUCCCACGGCUACCAUCUGCCUCCCUCCGCUUUGACAGCAACGAGUUUCCAAUCUAGACAGCCAUGCCCCUGUGUUCGUACCUGUAAGUGCGUUCCAAGGACUAUGAAAGGGGAGCCAAAGCCUUUUGAGAAAAUCUUCGUGUCUUACUGGGUGUUUCAGCCAUUUUUGAAUGUGUUUUCUUUUUUUUUUUUUUUAACUCACAUAUUUUGAAUGUUUCAUUGUCGGCAAUGUGAAAGGGCAGUGAAGAUAUUUGACUGGAUUAUAAAAUGUAUCACUGGAGCAAAGGGAAGACUUCUGAAAGCCCCUUUGCUGAGUAUCUACCUCAGUUUGCCAAGUGGCAGACUCUGAAGACAACUUUGUUACCUCCUGUGUUGUGAUAGUUUGUCUCAGCUACGUACCAAUGAUACUUCCUAGUAGCGUUUUGUUUUCAUUGCUGUGUGUGUAAUGUGUGUGAUCGAGGGAGCCACGCAGGUAGAUGAGUAAGAAUGUUUAUCUGAAGCUCUGAUUUUUUU
Molecule: messenger RNA, 4088 nt
Organism: Castor canadensis (American beaver)
Lineage: Eukaryota; Metazoa; Chordata; Mammalia; Rodentia; Castoridae
Gene: Prtg
Product: protogenin
Biological process (GO): cell-cell adhesion
Molecular function (GO): protein binding
Source: RefSeq, a predicted model, not a curated record